This is a messenger RNA of Puccinia graminis f. sp. tritici CRL 75-36-700-3, 3755 nucleotides long. RefSeq lists its product as uncharacterized. The transcript has 18 exons. Bases 1 to 3450 code for a protein of 1149 amino acids. Gene Ontology annotation, molecular function: protein binding; nucleic acid binding. Gene Ontology annotation, cellular component: mRNA cleavage and polyadenylation specificity factor complex; nucleus. Lineage: Eukaryota; Fungi; Basidiomycota; Pucciniomycetes; Pucciniales; Pucciniaceae. The record is from RefSeq and is a predicted model, not a curated record.
AUGAUAUUACACGUCGAUCAGAGUAGCAAGAUCAUCGGACUGGCCACCAAUGGCUGGGUCAAACACACCUCUGAGCUGCAGAUUCCGCGCCAGGAUACCGUCAGAUUGAUCACCCCAACCAACAAGAUCAGCGGACAUCGAUCAACAACCAACAAGUCAGAUGAACGGCCAGAGGAUCUAGAGGAUGGAGAGGAACAGGACGAGAGCGGCGAGGUCUUCAGCCUCCAGUUCCUACCCGAUGGACGGACGUUGACCAAGCUGGUCUUGGAGAAACUCGCCCUCCUCUCAAUCAUCCCGUCCACCGUCCUCAAAGUUAACAACGAGUGUCUCUUCGUCGGCUCCAUGGCCGGCGAUUCGGCGCUCUAUAUCCUCGAUCACCUUCGCCCUCGCUCCUCUUCUGACGACGACAACGACGAUGGUCAUCAGCUUCCCUCGAGUUCAAUCAUCCAACCCGACAAAGCUGCCAAGAAUCAGUCGAGCCUCGACUUUGAUGAGGAUAUAUACGGCGACCGAACGGAGACGGACCCGGUCCGACGGACGGACCAUUCGCAGUUGUACGAUGACCGUCCGUCCAACGGGGCGGAUGAUGGGAGGCCCGGCGCUGGCGCGCAUUUGGCAGAGCCCUUCUUGCGACUUGGCGACGUCAUUCAGGCGCAUGGACCUAUUCGCGACUUCACUAUGGCUGCAACUGGGGUCGAAAAUAUGCCGCUCGAACUGCUCGCUUGUACGGGAACUGGUGAUUUGGGAGGAUUGACAGUCUUUCAUAGAGAAAUACCGCUACGGAAGAGGCGCAAAUUGAGCUUCGAGAGUCCAUCGGCUUCCCAUAUCAAUGCACUUUUCUUCACCUCGCUUGUGGUGGAAAGUGGUGGGUUAUCGGAGGAAAGAAAGGUGGUUUGGAUGGGCCGAUCGGGGCCCCGGACUGAGAUAGCAACGUAUGGAGAGUCUGGAGAGCUUUCGCUUAUCAACACUUUCCCUGAAAAAACACUCGCUGUUUCGCCAUUCUUUGGGAAACAAUUUGUGGUGCAAGUUACAAAUACUGCCAUCAAAUUAUUCACAUCUUCUCUGGAGGAAGUGCAAGUGAUUCAACCCGAACCGGCCGUCAAAAUCUUGCGUGCCAGCAUCGUGGACGAUUACGUGAUGUUGGAAACUCACUGUGGCUUGAAGCUGAUUUAUCAAGGCGAUCAUGACUCCAAAACUCUGAGCAAGUUGCCAUUUCCGCCAGAUACUGACGAAAUCGAGACUGCAAGUCUUUUGAAAGCCGCGUUACCCAUCCACACCUUCAAGCAUGCCGCCAAUCAUCAGUUUUUUACGAAGCGGAAAGCUGGUAAUGAAGACGACGAUCUGUAUAAUAACGGCCCAACUGACGCCAACGGCGAUGUCGAAAUGAACAACAAUGACGCAAACGAUCAGGAGCCCCACAAGCCACAGAAUCCAGACGUCUGCGGCGAUGCUUGUUGGCUCCUUACUACGACUAAAAAUGGAUGUUUCCAUAUUCGAAGUUUGCCGACACUGGCGAUUGUGUUCACAGCAACGAGGCUUGAUCUGUUGCCUGAAACGAUGGCUGAGGAGGAUAAGCUCGAGGGCGAUGCUCAGCCGGUGGAGCUUUUUGGAUUGGUCGACCAGGCUGCUCCGGUGGAGCCGAUUGCGCAUAUCUUUGGCUUCCUCACCGGCGCCAUCGCGUCCCGGCCUCAUCUUGCUGUGAUGCUCAAAAAUGGCGCAUUGGCGGUCUACGAAAUCCUCUGCUCGUUCACGAUUCCCUUGCGACUGUCCGAAAAGGAUGGCCAUCCUGCAGUCUUGCUCAAAAAAGUAAUCGGCCGUCAAUUCGAGGCUGUCGAAAAUGUGGACGAAGUGUCUGGUGUUGAAUCUGAGGACCAUGAGAUGGGACGGACCACCGAGAUCGACGAGCAAAUCAGUCCUCAAUCCAGGAGCUUUACAUCCAUACAGAUGGACGGAAAGUUCAAGGGGGUUUAUCUAGCGGGUCAGCCGCCGGUGUGGUUAUUAUCGACUGACCAUGGACCGUGUCGGAUCUAUGACUCUCCGGAUGAGAAGACUAUCCAUGGUAUCGCCCAGCUCCCUGACGGCUUUCUGAUGUCUCUGAGCGAGGCCUCCGUCCAAGAUGAGGAGCCGUCUCAGGCCUGCGACCCUGCAUCGCUCUGGGAGACCUACAUAUCGGAAUACGUCUGCUUGGACCGCGAAAUCCCGUCCACACUCGUCAAAACCGGCCGGCCAUUCAAUAAGGUCUUCUACGACUCCGCAUCUGAAACGGUCGUUGGGGCCUCCUAUCUCGAAACCGCUUUCGCUAACUUCGACGAGGAGGGCAAUCUUAUGUGGCAGCCUGAUGACGACUCGUUGAUCCGCGCGACCACGUUCAGAAGUUCGUUGGAAUUGAUCCUUCCUGGGAAAUGGGUAACCAUAGAUGGAUACGAGUUCCAACAGAAUGAGUGGGUGACGUCGAUGGCCAAUGUCGAGCUGGAUUCGCGGAGCACGGUUUCUGGGCGUCGGCAGUUCGUUGGGGUCGGCACUACUUGUAACCGUGCCGAGGAUCUUGCUGCCCGUGGUGGAAUUUACGUCUUCGAAAUUGUCGUCGUCAAUCCGGCCCAGAAUCAUCGCACUUAUAAUCGCGCUUUGAGGCUCCGCUAUUAUGAGGAAACUAAAGCUUGCGUGACUGCCGUCGACGCGAUUAAUGGAUAUUUCCUUCAUACUAUGGGACAAAAGUUGUAUGCGAAAUGUUUCGAGCAGGAUGAGAGACUGUUGGCGGUAGGCUUUCUGGACAUCAAGCCUUAUACGACGUGCAUGCGAAUUUUCAAGAACUUCAUCUUGUUAGGAGAUGCGGUGAAAGGGAUCACGUUGGUAGCGUUCCAAGAAGAGCCGUAUAAGUUGAUCGAAUUGGGCCACACUUACGUCGAUCUGAAAUGCUCGACAAUCGAUUUCUUGGUCAUCGAUGGGAAAUUGGCUAUCGUGGCCACCGAUCUGAACGGGGUCAUUCGGAUCUUCGAAUAUAAUCCAACCAAUAUUGAAUCUCAGGGCGGUCAGAAGUUGCUCUGUCGAUCCGAGUUUAAUACCUCUAGUGAAAUGACAUGUUCGAUGCAAUUUGGAAAACGCCUUUCGGCGAAAGAUGAAGCGAAAGUCAUGGGCACCUUCUUCGCGAGUUUGGAUGGCUCGAUCAGCUCGUUAGUGCCCGCCAAAGAGGCGGUGUAUAAGCGUCUGCAACUAGUCCAAACCCGACUCACCAGACACAUCCAACAUUUUGCGGGCUUGAAUCCCAAAGGACACAGGACGGUCAGAAACGAUCUCGUCUCUAGGGCUAUCAAUCGCGGCAUCUUGGACGGCGAGUUGCUCAUCAAAUUCCACCUCCUCUCCGUCACUCAACAGGCCGAAAUCGCCGGGCUUGCUGGCUCGGAUCGCGAAACCGUCUUGGUCAAUCUUCUCAACUUGAGAGGCUUGUGGUAACUUCUCUUGUUUUUUUUUGCCCCUCUUUGCUUUUCCAUUAUUUAUUUAUUUUUUCUUAAUCACUGUGGUCUUCUUGCUCUCUUUUUUAUCAUUGUAUUUGGGAACUUGGUUUUUUUUGGGUUUUUUUGGUUUUGUCUUUGGUCUCCUUUUUGAAGAUUAAAUUCGCACCGAACGUGGUCCGUUUGUAAUUUGAUGCUGUAUCUAUGUACAUAGCUCCUCUCUAAAUCUAAUCCGAACAUCUUGAUCACGACUGUUUUACACAUGGAUGAUAUCAGUAUGCAACCAGAUGGUGAGAUCUGGACCGC